Rhodofomes roseus is the source of this 3226-nucleotide messenger RNA. RefSeq names its product glycoside hydrolase family 95 protein. Gene Ontology annotation, molecular function: alpha-L-fucosidase activity. Gene Ontology annotation, biological process: carbohydrate metabolic process. The transcript is spliced from 22 exons. The record is from RefSeq and is a predicted model, not a curated record. Bases 291 to 2789 code for a protein of 832 amino acids. NCBI's taxonomy places the organism in Eukaryota, Fungi, Basidiomycota, Agaricomycetes, Polyporales, Fomitopsidaceae.
UCAGCCAGGCUCGCCGUUCGAGGCUACGUGGUCCGGCCCCGGAGCGAAGCAAGAACAUUUGCAUGCCGCAAGUCGGCCCUUGUGGUCAAUCGCCGGUAUACAUAACUCGGAAGCCAGCCGUAAGCUUUGUUUGCAUCUAUACCAUCGUGACGUCGACCACGGUAAUUGCUUGAAAGUAGCAUCGCCCUGCCAUAUCUGGCCGUACAGACCAGGAAGCUUGUGCUACAGUUCUCAAACACACCCUGCAAUUGCCGUGGGCCGUGGAAGCCGCAGGCCGUAGCUAAAGGACCAUGCAGCAAGCCCCUCUGCAAGCGGUACUUGCCCCCCCUCUGCCUCAGUCUGGGUUCCAAGCCCCCUCUGCCUUUCCCUCAUCUGGCAACGGCCUGUGGUACACAGCUCCAGGUGACGCCGAUUCCUGGUCAUCGGAGUGGCUCCCUAUCGGCAAUGGGUACAUCGCGGCCACGAUGCCUGGAGGCACCGUUCAGGAAACUAUGCACGUGAACAUCGAAUCCCUCUGGUCGGGUGGUCCUAUACAAGACCCGACGUACAAUGGAGGCAACAAGUUACCAUCUCAACAAGCCACCAUGGCUCAAGAUAUGCAGAUGUAUCGCCAAGCGAUUUUUGACAGCUCAAAUGGAACUAUCGACGAUAUCGAGAAUUUGAUGACAGAUGCGGGCGCCUACGGCUCCUAUGCCGCCGCCGGUGCAUUUUUGACGACACUCAACUCCAGCGACACUGUGUCGAACUACUUCCGAUGGCUAGAUCUGGAUGAGGCUGUGGCGCGCACUCAGUGGACAGACGAGAGCGGUAACUCGUAUUGGCGCGAACAGUUCUGUUCUAACCCCGCGGAAGCUUGCGUUCAAUAUGUCAACAGUACCGGUACUCUGCCAUCAUUAACCUACGCACUGUCGGUCACAUUGGAGAGCGGCCUUCCGGUGCCCAACGUGACCUGUCUCGAUAAUUCGACACUGAUGGUCCAGGGCCUAGCGAACGACCCAGGCAUGCUGUACGAAGUACUGGCACAAGUUCGUGCAUCUGGAAACGCGACAGUGACAUGCACACCUUCUGGUUCCAACGCGACUAUCAGCGUGAAUGGUGCGAACGAGGCAUGGCUUACCUGGGUCGGGGGAACGAACUACGACAUGUACUCGGGCACCGCCGCAGCCGACUUUUCUUUCACAGGCCCGGAUCCUCACGACGCCCUUACCACGUUGUUGAAUGUGGCAACGGCUGAGACGGUCACCUACGAUGGCUUGCUCCAGGCGCACAUCUCUGACUACAAGUCGGUUAUGUCCCCGUUCUCCCUCGAUCUGGGUCAGACGCCCGACCUGUCGACACCUACGGAUCAGCUGAAGGCGGCGUAUCAGACGAAUGUCGGAAACCCGUACUUCGAGUGGCUACUAUUCAAUUAUGGGAGGUAUUUAUUAGCAUCCAGUGCACGAGGGACAUUGCCACCGAAUUUGCAAGGCAAGUGGGUGGAGACAUGGACGAACGCUUGGGGAGCCGACUAUCACUCCAACAUCAACAUACAGAUGAACCAUUGGUUCGCGGAGAUGACCAAUAUGGACGUAGUCCUACCGUUGUUCAACUACAUAGAAAAUACCUGGGCUCCGCGUGGUGCAAGCACAGCACAAAUUCUAUACAAUAUUUCACGCGGCUGGGUCACUCACGACGAGAUGAAUCUCUUCGGACAUACCGGUAUGAAGCUUGAAGGUAAUUCAGCGCAAUGGGCCGAUUACCCCGAAUCCGCGGUCUGGAUGAUGUUCCAUGUAUGGGACCAUUAUGAUUACACAGGAAACAAGACAUGGUUUCAACAACAAGGAUGGCCCUUGCUCAAGGGUGUCGCAGAAUUCCAUUUAGAUAAGCUGAUCCCUGACCUCCAUUUCAAUGAUUCGACGUUGGUCACCGCUCCAUGCAACUCGCCCGAACAGGUUCCAAUCACAUUCGGCUGCGCACACGCCCAACAAUUGAUCUGGCAACUCUUCAAUGCCGUCGAGAAGGGGUAUGAGGCCUCUGGGGAUGAUGAUACAACAUUUUUAGAAGAGGUGCAAUUGAAACGAGCACAAAUGGAUAAGGGCAUCCAUAUCGGCUCAUGGGGUCAACUACAAGAAUGGAAGGUCGAUAUGGACUCCCCUACCGAUACGCAUCGUCAUCUAUCGCAUCUUAUCGGACUGUACCCUGGCUAUGCUAUAGCUUCAUACGACCCAUCGAUUCAGAACGGCAGCACUACGCAAUACACCAAGAGCGAUGUUCUCGCAGCGGCGGAGACGAGCUUGUAUCACCGUGGAAACGGUACGGGCCCAGAUGCAGACGCCGGAUGGGAGAAGGCAUGGCGGGCUGCGUGCUGGGCCCAGCUCGCGAAUGCCAGCGAGUUCUACUUCGAACUCUCGUACACCAUUGAACGAAACAUUGCGCCCAACCUGUUCAGCAUGUACGCUCCGAGCUCUGGAUCGAAUGGAAUCUUCCAGAUUGACGCAAACUUCGGAUAUCCUGCUGCGCUCCUCAAUGGACUGCUGCAAGCCCAGGACGUCGCAACCUAUUCAACUCCCCUCGCCAUAACCAUACUUCCGGCAUUGCCUGAAGCAUGGCCGUCUGGAUCCAUCAGAGGGGCCCGUGUACGAGGUGGGAUGACGCUAGACUUAGAGUGGGGUAACGGGAAGCCCACCGUCGUUAACAUCAACGUUGAUGAGGGCGUCACUCCAAGGCCUGUCGAAGUCGUCUAUGGAGGAAGCGUGGUGGCGUCGUUCACUACCUCCGGCGGUUUGGAGAAGACGAUCAACUUCUCGUAACGUGGUGGCGCAGGGUGGCGCUUGACGCAGUCAGGCGGUCUUAGUACGUCCAUUGCAGACUCUAUCGGACUUCUUCAUGCUUCUAUGCCCAUGAUCGGGUGGGGUUUGUAAAGCUUGCAGCGGACCUUCGUCGUAAAUCUGUAGCUGAUGAUUUCUUGUACGCUUAGUAGUUUCCCGUCGCAAGAAUGAAUCACAUCGUGUCUUGGCGCUCCUGUAUGCGAUGCGCGCACAGACCGCUACGGAGUUCAUGCCUGAAGCUGUCAUGCAUGCGCGGCUCACAAGACGUUCUACUCGCCGUGUUACGUACACCAUUCUUGGCCUGUAGACAUCUGCACCAGUGGUUCCGGCAGAGCGGAGGCUGCCAUAUAGCACUUGCUGAGUACGCACACGAUGAUCGACGUCGUCUGUUCAAUACCAGCCACACUGCACCGCCAGAA